AUGAUGGAGGUGAGCCCGUCUCCGGAGCAAGGAGUGAUGGCGGGAAGGGAGCCGUUCGGGCUGCCGAAGACCCCGGCGACGCCGCCGUCCUCCGGGGGCACGCAGAGCCUGCGCAUGGCGUACACGACGGACGGCACCGCCAUCUUCACCCCGGUGAGCUCCGUGCCGCCCGCGACGGCGACGUACCAGCCCGUGGCUGUUUCAAGCUUGGCUGGCGUGGGAGGCAAUGGUGGCGCGCCGGUGCACCCGGGCGGCGCGGGUGAGCCGGUGGCCAAGAAGAAGCGUGGUCGGCCAAGAAAGUACGGCCCCGACGGCUCCAUAUCGCUGGCAUUGGUGCCCGCAUCCAUGGCUGCAGCGCCGGCGCCGGCACCGGCGCCGCCGGCUCCGGCACCGGCGCCGCCGGCUCCUGGUGCUUCCGGUCCUUUCUCGCCUAACGGCCCGAAGACGCCGAACACCGCGCCGUCAGCGUCGCCGGACGGCGCGAAGAAGCGGGGCCGGCCGAAGGGCUCCACCAACAAGAAGCACGUGCCUGCUCUUGGGCCAACAGGGGCAGGUUUUACACCUCAUCUUAUUUUUGUAAAAGCCGGAGAGGACGUAUCGGCAAAGAUCAUGUCGUUCUCUCAGCACGGGACACGCGCGGUUUGCAUCCUUUCAGCAAAUGGCGCCAUAUCAAAUGUGACGCUUCGGCAAUCUGCUACUUCUGGUGGAACGGUGACAUACGAGGGUCGUUUCGAGAUACUGUCUCUGUCCGGGUCGUUUCUUCUGUCAGAGAAUGGUGGCCAUCGCAGUCGAACUGGUGGGCUCAGCGUUUCGCUAGCAGGCCCUGAUGGCCGUGUCCUGGGCGGUAGUGUUGCCGGACUUCUGACAGCUGCUUCACCAGUACAGAUCGUAGUGGGGAGCUUCGACGCCGAAGGAAAGAAGGAGCCGAAGCAGCAGAAGCUUGCUCCGUCACCGUCAGACCCAUCACCGGCGCCACUAAAGCUCGCGCCGAUGACGACGGGCGUGGCGGCAGGGACAAGCAGCCCGCCGUCGAGAGGGACAUUGAGCCUGAGCGAAUCAUCCGGCGGCGCACCAAGCCCGCCGCACGCAGGGGCCAGCGGCGGCGGCGGCGGCCAUGGGCAGCAGCAGCAGCCAGGGGGCUUCUCCGGCCUGUCCUGGAAAUGA
Molecule: messenger RNA, 1164 nt
Organism: Miscanthus lutarioriparius
Lineage: Eukaryota; Viridiplantae; Streptophyta; Magnoliopsida; Poales; Poaceae
Source: the annotation of a GenBank genome assembly